CCUCCUCUGGCAGACGCCGGACUGGCGAAGCGGCGAACCCGACUGUGAGACACCCAGAGAGCAAGAGAUCUCGGGAGUACAUGAAGCCGACUGUUAACUCCAGGCUCUGUUUACCUCACAAAGUCGGUUUACGUUAGGUAACGAUGACUACAUCAGGUUCCUUGGAUCGAAUGGAACUCUGUGAAAGCCUCUUGACAUGGAUCCAGACAUUUGGAGUGGAGGCUCCAUGCAAGACAGUAGAAGACUUGACAAGUGGCAUCGUCAUGGCCCAAGCUCUACAGAAAAUAGAUAUAGUGUAUUUCAAUGACUCUUGGAUUAGUAGAGUCAAGCCAGAGGUUGGAGACAACUGGAGGUUAAAGAUCAGCAAUCUAAAGAAAGUUCUAAAAGGCAUCCUAGACUAUAACCAGGAGAUCCUAGGCCAGCACAUUAACGACUUCACACUACCAGAUGUUAACCUUAUUGGAGAGCACUCUGACGCAGCAGAACUUGGGAGGAUGCUUCAACUUAUACUGGGCUGUGCUGUCAACUGUGAACAGAAACAAGAAUACAUCCAGACCAUAAUGAUGAUGGAGGAGUCAGUGCAGCAUGUUGUCAUGACAGCCAUCCAAGAGCUGAUGAGUAAAGAGACUCCGGUGAUGGGAGGAAAUGACUCGUAUGUGGAUCUAGACAGACAGCUGAAGAAGACAGCAGAGGAGCUGAAUGAUGCUUUGUCUACCAAGGAAGAGAUCGCCCAAAGGUGCCGCGAGCUUGACAUGCAGGUGGCAGCCCUGCAAGAGGAGAAGAGCAGUUUGCUGGCAGAAAACCAGAUCCUGAUGGAGAGACUUAACCAGUCUGACUCCAUAGAGGACAUAAACAGCCCUGCUGGACGCAGACACCUCCAGCUGCAGACACAACUGGAGCAACUGCAAGAAGAAACUUUUAGGUUGGAGGCAUCAAAAGAUGAUUAUCGGAUCCGUUGCGAAGAGCUUGAAAAAGAACUCUUAGACGUGAAGUCGCAGAAUGAAGAGCUUGCAUCGCUGGCUGAUGAAGCCCAGUCUCUCAAGGACGAGAUGGAUGUCCUCCGGCAUUCAUCAGACAAAGUGUCAAAGCUGGAGGGCACAGUGGAGCACUACAAGAAGAAACUAGAGGACAUGGGACUUCUCAGGAGACAGAAUAAGCUUAUGGAGGAGAAGAACACAGUGUUAAUGCAGAGUACCGUCAGUUUGGAAGAAGAGUUACGAAAGGCGAAUGCUACCAAGGGCCAGCUGGAGACAUACAAGAGACAGGUGGUCGAACUUCAGAACAGACUGUCAGAGGAGUCGAAAAAGGCCGACAAGAUGGAGUUUGAGUACAAACGCGUCAAAGAGAAAGUGGACUCUCUACAAAAAGAAAAAGAUCGUAUGCGAACGGAGAGAGACUCUCUGAAGGAAACUAUUGAGGAGCUACACUGUGUCCAAGCCCAGGAGGGACAGCUUACAUCAGGUUUGUUCCCGAUGGUCAGCAACGAUGGCUCUGAUUCGCUAGCUGCUGAGAUCACCACCCCAGAGAUUCGAGAACAUUUGAUUCGUCUUCAGCAUGAGAACAAGAUGUUGAAGCUGGCCCAGGAGGGAUCAGACAAUGAGAAGAUUGCACUGUUGCAGAGUCUACUGGAGGAUGCCAGCCGAAGAAAGAAUGAACUGGAGACAGAGAACAGGUUAAUCAAUCAGCGCCUGAUGGAGGAACAGAGUCAGGUAGAGGAGCUACAGAAAAAUCUUCAAGAACAGGGUUCCAAAGCGGACGAUUCUUCCAUUCUGAAGAAGAAAUAUGAGGAGCACAUGGAGAAACUACGAGAGUUGAACAAUGAGUUACUGAAGAAGAAUGCCUUCAUCGAUGAAAUGGAGCCAAAAUACAACAGCAGCUCCCAACGAGUGGAAGAGCUGGAAGAGGCCUUGAAGAAGAAAGAUGAAGACAUGAAACAGAUGGAGGAGAGAUAUAAGAAAUACCUGGAAAAAGCCAAGAGUGUGAUCCGGACCCUGGACCCCAAACAGAACCAGGGUUCAGGUCCAGAGGUCCAGGCCCUGAAGAACCAGCUGCAGGAGAAGGACAGGAUGUUGCACUCAUUGGAGAAAGAGAUGGACAAGACAAAAAGCCAGAGAGAUUACGAGGAGAAACUGAUUGUGUCAGCCUGGUACAAUAUGGGCAUGUCUCUGCAGAAGAAGGCGGCUGAAGACAGACUUGCCAACACCGGUUCUGGUCAGUCCUUCCUGGCCCGGCAAAGACAAGCCACCAGCACACGCCGCUCACAUCCGGGCCACGUCCAGCCAGCUACCGCAAGGUAGAUGGCAGCAGGGCAGAAAAAUACUGCGACAACCUACCUUAACAAAUCCCCUGAACUUACAUACAGUAGAUGUGCCUUUUUUUGAGGCACACCAUUUCCAUUCAUUUCUAAUGGACGUUCUUCUUUUCCUGCAUUCUACCUAUUGAUUUUCUGUUGUUUUUUUCCCCUUCUUGAUCAGAUCCAUGAGGUAGAGAUGCCAGGCAAGGCUGUCCAAAAUCUAAGACUAAGCAUAUUUUACCCUGACCGCUGUGAUGCCAGGCUCCUACCCUUUUAACACCGCCAGCAUAUUUGAUAGGGCCUGACUAAUCACCCCAAACACCUUCUCUUCCUUCCUCAACCUGUACUCUGUGGCAAACGUUUGUCAGGCAGGUACAUUUGGUCCCCAAGGCAGAGAAGAAAGGCAUCUUCUUGACAAGUUACUGUCAGUUUUUGUUUAGGGGAGCCGCUCUGCCUGUUCAUGCAGUACUUAUGCACAUGUCUACCUGUCAUAGCAAUUGAGGUCCAUCUUGUUUCUCGAGUGGAGUUGACAGAUUUUCUGUCCUGCGUUAUCUGUUUUAACUCUUAUGAUGUAGCUUUCAGCAGGCGACAGCCAUUGUAAUUUACAUGUCAAAUGUAUAUUUUUAAGUGGUGAUACGUUGCCCUUCUGCCGUGUGAUUAUGUCUUUGAUUUAUGAAUUUAGAUGCAAUAUUGAGCAACAAAUACAUUGAGGCAUAGGAAGAUGUAUAGUCAUCACAUGUAAAUGUUCCAUUUGCUUGCUAAAUGGUCUGUAUGAUCUCUAACAGGGCGACAUGAUUUGGAGAAGGAAAAAAAAAUAGGUAACUGUCGGCUGGUAAUAGUGCAGCAUUAAUCGUGAAUGGUAAUUUCCCCUGGGAAUUUUUUUAAAGUAACUGAUUCAGCUGUUGAAGUUGUUUAAGAAACUGCAUUCCCCAGCUAGGGAGAUUGUGGCAAAGAUCAAUGUGCGACAUAACUGUGUAGACUGGUUUUCAUUAUGUUUCUUAAAAGGAGCCACCGUCGAGCAAUCUUUCACAUGGUUUUAGCUUUACCAGCAUUUACCAGGUUGUCUUGGACAACACCGUAUGUGUCAUAGUGUUAGAUUCCACGGUAUUUGGUCAAUAUUAUACUGGCAACACUGCAGGCAUCACACUACACAGAAAGACGUAGUCACGAAAUAGUUCCUGAGUUUUAGAUCCUGGGACUGUUUGGUUUGUAGAUCGCCCUUUAUGCAAUUAUAACAACAAAGAGAAGGCGUUUAUUCAGUGUAGCUCAUUGAAGCAGACUUAUUUUCCAUAUCAUUUUAGAAUCAAUUGAUUGCUAUCAUCGUCAAAAGGUUUUUCAAGGUUUGUGAGAAGGUGUUUUGAUAAGCACGACGCAGAAUUGCCCAUGCCACUUUAAAUAGGAGUCUUGAAUAGGUAUGCUUGUUGCAGCUGUUCCUGUCCUUUCUGCAACCCAUUUGUGGUUCCACUCUGUUUACAUUGUCAUUGUUUUUAAGGCACAUCCUGAAUGAUUUGUUAUUAACAUGACAGACCUUUAGAAGUCUGGGAAUUAACCCUGUUCGUUUGCUGUGUUUAUGUUUUAGAUCAUGCUCAGAAUGUUAAUUCUAACAGGCCCCGCCGUCUGACCGUUAUCUCUCUUUCUCCUCCCUCAACAGCAAUGUCACUGCAUGACUGGCACACCAAUGAACUGGCCAAACCUUGUGUGGCUCGGCCCUGCCUGUCUUUGGCCUGCGCUGGCCCCAGGCUGGGCUAGGCUGAGGCACACGAUGCAUGAACUACCUGCCUGCCUACUGUUUUGCAUGACUUUGCAUUGACACGACUUGCGAAUAACCAGCGCACCAGCAGCAGCAUGAGCACUAACAACCGUUUGCAGUGUCAUGCAUUGUAACCUCCAGACAAGCCUGGGGAGGCCAGCAAUUUAACUCCUUCCCACCUUUCCAGUUCCUUGCUUUUCAUAUUCUCCUGCUCGUUGUUACAUUCUCCAUUCCUAUACUAUCCUCUCCCCCCCACCCCACUCUUUAUGGACAUGCCACACCGCAUCAAGUCUGUUACAAUUCAACUGUUACAAACACCAAGGACAGGGGCAGAAUAUCGCAGCAUAGUAUGUCAAUCCAGCAGUUGAUCUCCCAAUAGGCCUUUUCUGCAGUGUGUAACUUGACGUUGGCUGUCUGCUUCAGGGUACCUCAGUGACAUAUUUCCACAUAUCUGUUUUUAUUGACAUGGUUGGAGGAGAGUCUGCAUUAGCGUGAGAGAAAUAUUUGAGAGGUGCGACCUGCAAAUCAGUCUGACUAACAACAAAAAAAAAAGUGUGCCAGCCUCCCCUCAACAUGUUGCUAGAUGGCUUCUUAGAAGUGGUUUUACCUCAAGUAUUAGUGAGUACAACAAGGAGCGCUUAUGGGGCAUUACUGUGAUGCCCUGUAAGCUUUGGGACAGUUUGCAGUAGGAUGGCAAAAAUAAGUGUUUUAAAAUGAAUAACAUUGUUACAGAUAUGCUUUUAUACUGAAUACAAGCCCCUAUUAAGCCUACUUUCAAUGUUUCUUUAGAUGGAAUUUAAUACAGUUAAAUACAUUUUACCAUAAAACAUGAAUACUAACUUGAUAGAAUAAUUGCCGGAAUUCUAUUUAUUUUUUUAUUUUUUUAAAUAAGGAUGUAACUGUACAUCAGCUCACGCAGGCUAAUGUAAAGUACUUUUUGUAGGCUCGAAAAGGCUAACUAUUUAAAAAACUUUAACAGGGAAACCAUUGUAACAAUCUAAAAGGAUCCUGUUAAUCACAGAUGAAACCCUUAUUCAAUCCAUGUCAGGCAGUUCGUACUGUAGUAACUGCAUUUCUUUCGUUAAUGCAACUUAACCGAACAGUUAUGUGAAAAACAUUUUUGGCAUUAACGGAAAAAAGUUAAGACUGCUUACAAGUUAUACAAGACACAUUUUAUAUUAUCCGUCAUAGGGAAACUUAACUUGGUGUUGCUAUAAGUCAUACUGUGCAUUGUGUGUCGCUUUUUAAAAUAAAUGUCUUAUUUAAAUUUUAUUUCCAGAGCGUCUUAAAAGUAUGUUGAUAAACCAAGUGAGAAAGAAAAUAAACACCUGGACCUAAGGAUAUAUGCUUAUUAAAGGCAUAAUUGCAUACAUUUUUCAAAUGAGAGAUUGUUCAGUCCUCAAAUGUAGUGCCUUUGUUUAAAAUACGAUAAAACAAGACUGGCUAGUCUUUUAAAGACUUAAGGCAGCAAGGCAUGCCACAUUUAGAGACAAUUAUAUUGCGUUAUUUGAGAAAAUAGAGGAAAAAAAACAAUGCCAGAGAUGAGCUUUAAUCUCAUCUACAUGAUACAUUUCUCGACAGAAAACUUCUAUUCAAAUGAAGUAGACUUAAUGAGGGCUUUUCUUCUUUGUAUUUUAACCUAUUUUACUUUUAAAUGUUAUAUUGUGUAACCUUGGGUUAAUUCAUGCUGUGCAUUUUUAUCUUAAUGGCUUAUUUAUUCUUUUGCCGCUUGUACAGCAGUGUUAUUACAUUUUUAUUUUUAAAUAUCAGUAGUAUUAUAAUAUCACCACUCAUACUGUUACAAUGGAUGUGAAGUUUCCAUACAACAUUAAGAUACUGUUAAAUACUUGUCUUAUGCAACAAAAGGAGGAGAUAGUUUGAAAUAGUGUAGUGUCUGUCUCCAUUUAAUGAAAAUGACACAAAGGUUAUUACCAGUGUCAUCUGAGACCAGUGUAAAAUAGAGAAAACACUGUAAGGUUCCAUUUACCUCAAGUCUUUUCAGGAAGAGGAGUUUCUUAGAAAACACGUCCUGUUUGAAACGGAACGUUUUCUCAUUAACAAAAAAAAGCGCAUUUUUACACUUUUAAUUCAUUGUAUUGUGAAUUUACUUUGACCCUGCAAAUUAUCAUAUUUUCCAGUGUUUUAGCGAUAGCGAAAAAGACGCCGGCCACGUUCAUGGGAAAAGGCACUAUAUAGCUGUUGGGCAUGGAAUUGCAUUCAAAUUAAGUGUGCUCAGACGUUUGGAUAACUUGAAUAAACAAGGAUUCUACAUUUGGGCAUCAAAUAAAUUAAAUUAGUUUCUAGAAAUGAGCGGGGAAAUCCCAUUUGCAGUAUGAAUUAAUUUGCAGAGAGACGUGAUGCUUUGUCCAGCUCUGUACUUGUUUCUGUCCAAAUCUGUGUUUUGUAAACCACUUGCCAUUAACAUUCAGCUGUAAGUUAUAUUACACACAAGUCUUUUUAACCGUCCAUCCCCGCGAGUCACUGGUUUGCUAAGAAAUCUGUAUAUAAUGGAACACAUCCGCAUUGUGGUUGACCUGUUUUAUCAGGGAUAUUGGGGAAACAUUUUCUUUUAUUUAAUAUCUCUCUAAGAGAAAGCAUAUGUUGUCCCCUUUUAUCCCCCAUCAAGUCAGCCACUGUACAGUAUUUUGUUGCUCUUGUGUCUGUGUAUAUACUUAACAUUUCUGGCAAAUAAUGAGUAACCAGGGAAAGUUUAUCACAGUAAUAUACCAGAGAAACUGGCUUCAGAAGCUAGCUAGUUUCUGCCAUUUUCAGACCUAAUGCCAAUUUCUUCUUAAUAAAGAAGCAAAGGUGACAUUUGAUGUACUAACCCCAAAUAUUUCCUUGAUAUUCAUGUUUGAAUGUUGAGUGUUUGCGAACAAAAUAACUGAAUGAAGAUUGUAUUCAUCUUCUCAAAACCUGAUCAUAAUUUGGUGUAUUACUUAUAUGCCUCAGCUAAAGUACCCAGUGUUCCUUAGUGUUACUUGACUGCUAAAUUGCACUGUCAAAAGUGUAUUAGAGAGAUGACACAAACAACAUGAGGAAUCUUAUCACUACGCGUGCAGUGUUUGCUCUAUUUUUUUACUCAUUGGAAAACUUUUCUUUACAUAUUGAAGUAGCAAAUAACCUUCCAUUUGCCAAGUUUUAUAUUGCUUGUAUACAAACACACUAUGUACAUACUAAUUGUGACCGUAGUAGAGGAGGUGUCUGGCCAUUUGAGAAUGAGAAAAUAAGACCCAUGUCAUCAUAGCAUCUGUCCGAUGAGGACCUAUUGAUGAAAAUGUGCUUCCUACACUGCAAAACUUGGAAAUUACAUUUUAAAUAAAGCUUGUAUAAAACAG
Molecule: messenger RNA, 7381 nt
Organism: Perca flavescens (yellow perch)
Lineage: Eukaryota; Metazoa; Chordata; Actinopteri; Perciformes; Percidae
Gene: hook3
Product: hook microtubule-tethering protein 3
Exons: 23
Coding region: 144-2297 (717 amino acids)
Biological process (GO): cytoskeleton-dependent intracellular transport; cytoplasmic microtubule organization
Cellular component (GO): cytoplasm; centrosome
Molecular function (GO): dynein light intermediate chain binding; microtubule binding
Source: RefSeq, a predicted model, not a curated record